CUAAAGAGAAGCCCUACCAUUACAUCACUUCUUGCGAACGCGAUUGGCUGAAGAUUAAGGCGCUCGCAAGCCAGCACCUCUUUGCCAGAUCGUUUUGAAGAUGGCAGAAAGCGAGGUGGAUACACCGAGCACCCCGAUAGAGUACGAAAGCAAAUAUUUCGAGCAUCAUGGGGUUCGUCUCCCUCCUUUCUGUAGAGGGAAGAUGGAUGAGAUCGCCAACUUCUCCCUCAGAAGUAGCGACAUAUGGAUCGUUACUUACCCUAAAUCAGGCACAAGUUUGUUGCAGGAGGUAGUGUAUCUUGUAAGCCAGGGGGCGGACCCAGAUGAGAUUGGACUCAUGAAUAUUGAUGAGCAGCUUCCAGUGUUGGAGUAUCCUCAACCUGGUUUAGAUAUUAUACAGGAGCUGACAUCACCUCGCCUGAUCAAAAGUCACCUGCCGUACCGCUUUCUCCCCACAGCCAUGCAUAAUGGAGAGGGCAAGGUGAUCUACAUGGCCAGGAAUCCUAAAGACCUGGUUGUGUCCUACUACCAGUUCCACCGCUCCUUAAGAACCAUGAGCUACCGCGGAACCUUCCAGGAGUUCUGCCGGCGCUUUAUGAACGAAAAGUUAGGAUACGGCUCCUGGUUUGAGCAUGUGCAGGAGUUCUGGGAGCACCGCAUGGAUUCAAAUGUCCUGUUUCUCAAAUAUGAGGACAUGUAUAAGGACCUGGGCACCCUGGUGGAGCAGCUAGCACGGUUUCUUGGAGUCUCGUGUGAUAAGGCCCAGCUGGAGAGCUUGGUGGAGAGCUGCAACCAGCUGAUUGAGCAAUGCUGCAACUCAGAAGCCCUGUCCAUCUGCAGGGGUCGUGUGGGUCUGUGGAAGGACAUCUUCACUGUGUCCAUGAAUGACAAGUUUGACGCCGUGUACCGACAGAAGAUGGGCAAGUCUGACCUGACCUUUGACUUUAGCCUGUGAAAGAGCCAAACGGCCACUGGACUCUGCUAAUCACCUGACCGACCAAUCAGACCACCCGCUCUGCUCGACACAAUCUGCCUCAGCUGGACCAGCCCCACCCCUUUGAUCCUCUCCGUUACAUUUGAGCUUUCCAUUUCUCUCAUUGCGUCUCUAGCUUGACUUUGCUUAUGUGUGUUGUGAGAAGUUGCCCUUAGGCAGAGGUCUCGUAUCAGCACAGGUAAUGUGGGAAAAAAAUUCCUGACUGAAAUGUGUAAGGGGCGUUUUUGGGCCUGGGGGCUUCAUCUUGUGUGUUUGCAGUUUGUUCUUAUAUAAAACCCAUCGCCAGUGCUUUAGCCUAGUGACAAGUGUGAGUAGUGUUUGGUGCAUCGCACACUGUAUAGAGCUUUUCCUACAAUAUACAGUACAUUCAUGCAAUGUGUAUGUAUUGAAUAUGGGGAAUAAAUUAUUUAAAUUCUAUACACCAAAACCUCAUUACAAAGAUUGAGAGGAAUUCCAGGAUGUUUUCUGUUUAGUGUUUGGGUUUCUCAGGAUUCGUAAAAUGUUUGGUUUGUUGAUAAAUGUAUGUAUACACAGCCAUCCAGUCACAGAACGUGACUGUGCUAAAAGAUGACUGGUUUUAGAGAUCUGAAGUUAAAGAUUCGAAUGUUUGUAUGUGACAUCUGUUGCCCUUGGUUCCACGGGACAUUCUCAGUGCCGCCUGAGAGUUGAUUCUAUUACAUAUUCUUUCAGGCUGCUGUAGUAUUGUGUAUUUCCAAUUCAGUUUGUGUACUCGUGCAUGGGUACUUAGCU
Messenger RNA from Electrophorus electricus (electric eel), 1744 nucleotides. It is a transcript of the gene sult4a1, whose product is annotated as sulfotransferase family 4A, member 1. Lineage: Eukaryota; Metazoa; Chordata; Actinopteri; Gymnotiformes; Gymnotidae. The record is from RefSeq and is a predicted model, not a curated record. Gene Ontology annotation, molecular function: sulfotransferase activity.